AUGAUAUUCGCCAGAAGUCGCUCUCCUACUAUUUAUUCUUACACUUUGAAUGGCUCCAACCUAAUUCCUGUUGAUUUUAGCAUUUGCGAUUUUGGCUUUACUUUUACUUGCUCUCUUUGUCCUCGUGCUCACAUCGAUCAAAUUGCAUGCAAAGCCUCAAAGGUAUUGGGUUUCGUCAAAAGAAUAUCUAGUGAUUUUAAACUCACCCGGUCUCUUAAAUCUAUCUAUUGCGCAUUAGUACGAUCUAUUCUCGAAUAUGGCUCUGUUGUUUGGAAUCCUCAAACAGCUGAUGCCUGUUGUUUGCAACUCGAACGAGUUCAGCGUAAAUUCUUUUGCUUCAUGAAGCAUACCUUGAAUGUUGAUUGCGUCCCUCAUGAUUAGACUCCUCUUCUCCGUCUUCUUAACUUAUCCUUCUUAGCUGACAUUCGCAUUUCUCAUGAUCAAAUAAUUUAUUGGAACUAGUAAGCAUUAUUCAUUAUCUUCUCGUUAUCUUCAGUAUUUAGAUAUUAUAAAAUUGAUAAAAUUAAAAGAGCUGGAAUCAUUAUGAUAUUAAAU
Cinara cedri is the source of this 555-nucleotide messenger RNA. The record is from the annotation of a GenBank genome assembly. NCBI's taxonomy places the organism in Eukaryota, Metazoa, Arthropoda, Insecta, Hemiptera, Aphididae.